Closterium sp. NIES-65 is the source of this 537-nucleotide messenger RNA. NCBI's taxonomy places the organism in Eukaryota, Viridiplantae, Streptophyta, Zygnematophyceae, Desmidiales, Closteriaceae. The record is from the annotation of a GenBank genome assembly.
AUGGCGGCAUUUCCACCGCAAAAUCCGCCGGGGCCUCCGCAACCGGCCGUGCCGUCAUUAGAUCUCACGGGCCUAUGUUUUCGCGACCAAAUAUUUCUAAAUUUCGUUGGCGGAUGCCUCGUGCCGGGUAACGUGUUUGACUAUUUCGCUAACUCGCCGUUCUACGAUCGCACGUGCAACAAUGAGCAGCUGAGGAUGCAGGGCAUUCAUCCUCUUGACACAGCGCGCCUCAGGGAGAUGGUGGGAUGGGAAUAUUCGCUGCACAUGGCGCAGGAGCCUCAUCUGUUCGUGUUGCGGAAGCAGAAAAGGGACGGUCCAGAUCGCACCACGCCCGUGGCUGCAUACUACAUCCUGGAUGGGUCCAUCUACCAGGCCCCUUCACUGCAUGCCGUUAUUGGUUCUCGGAUCUGCCGUGCCCUGCAUCAUCUCCGGGCAGCCUUUUCUAUGACCCGGGCGGCUCUCGACAAUCCCGAAGCUGCCCGGCCAAAAGAAGGUAUGGGGCACGGUGGGAACGAUGGGUUUCUGCAGAGAUCAUAG